Eruca vesicaria subsp. sativa (arugula) is the source of this 207-nucleotide messenger RNA. Lineage: Eukaryota; Viridiplantae; Streptophyta; Magnoliopsida; Brassicales; Brassicaceae. The record is from the annotation of a GenBank genome assembly.
AUGUUGCUUCGGUUGGACGAUGGUGUGGUCUUGGAUGAGAGGGAGUUUCUUCAUGAUUUCGUUAAUUUGGCUUAUAACAUGGGUGUUUUUAUGUAUGAUGACCUUCUCGUGAUUCUUUCGUUGAGGUAUCAGAAGAUUCAUCUUCUUCAGAUUAGGGAUUCGGGGCAUCUCGUUAAUGCUCGUGCCAUUGGCUACUUUUGUCGUUAA